CAAAACUACUUUCCAAAAAGUUGAAGAGGAAUGCAAGCAAUAAAAAUGCAGAAUGUGAAGCUAAUGCAUGUGAGAAUGGGAAGGCAAGCCUUCUGGAAGAUAAGGAGCUUUGUCUUCAUGCUGCUGCCUCAAAGGGACCUACAAGAGAUAAACAGGUGCAGGACAACCAGAGGAGGCUGGCGGCUCUGGAGGAGAGGCACAGGGAGAGAGAACUGCAGAAGAAACUCAUCCAAGGAGCUCUUUCAAACCUGCCAGGCAGCAGGGAAGCACAAACACAUCGUAUUCGAUUCAGAUGUGGAAAAUGAGGCUGAAGUGGGUGAGACGUUGAAAAAAGAUGGAAGUUUGGGAAAUAUGCAUGGAGAAGAUAAAUCUGCUCCCAAAGCUUCAGGCAAACUGUUUGACAGCAGUGAGGACGAGCAGGACGACACGGACGAUGAGCGAUUCAAAAUUAAGCCCCAGUUUGAAGGCAAGGCUGGGGAAAAACUCCUGAAGCUGCAAUCCCGAUUUGGCACCGACGAAAGAUUCCGCAUGGACGCUCGGUUCCUGGAGAGUGACAGUGAGGAGGAGGAAGGUAAACCUGGCCAUAUUUCCUGGGGGUAG
Molecule: messenger RNA, 600 nt
Organism: Manacus vitellinus (golden-collared manakin)
Lineage: Eukaryota; Metazoa; Chordata; Aves; Passeriformes; Pipridae
Gene: NOL8
Product: nucleolar protein 8
Exons: 4
Coding region: 31-600 (189 amino acids)
Molecular function (GO): RNA binding
Source: RefSeq, a predicted model, not a curated record